This is a messenger RNA of Lampris incognitus (smalleye Pacific opah), 3025 nucleotides long. RefSeq names its product nitric oxide-associated protein 1-like. Lineage: Eukaryota; Metazoa; Chordata; Actinopteri; Lampriformes; Lampridae. The record is from RefSeq and is a predicted model, not a curated record. Gene Ontology annotation, molecular function: GTP binding. The transcript has 8 exons. Bases 82 to 2334 code for a protein of 750 amino acids.
UCUUUUACCUCCAAGGUUAAGUAGCGAUAUUCUUCUUUUUUUAGAUGUAGCUUCACUCCGCAAAACUGUAUUAUUACAAAAAUGUAUAAAUUACUGCAAUUCCGGUUACAGGGAUUUGUACAUUUUAAACGCUUCCGACGUCUUUGUGUAGCGGCGAAAUACAGAGAGGAUGCUGCAAUGUUUAAUCCGAGGCUGCCUUGCUCAGCGGCUGAGAGGAUUUUUAACCAUCAGUCUGCUGACAUGGCUCAGACAACCUUCAGAUUUUAUAGCACCAGAGGAGUUAGAAGUCUGGAAAGUGAAAGGGGUAUAAUGAAACCCAGCAACACCUCCACCGUGGACCCAGAGAAGGAGGAGGAGUUUGUGUUCCUGGAUUCUUUUGAUCCAGAGCCUGAUGAGGAGGAGGAGGAGGUCCACAUAAUGAGGCUGCAGAAGGAUUUUCAGAUGAACCUUUCCUCCACAGUUCCCAAGACGGAGGAGAAGGACAAGUCAGUUGUGAAACAACUGAGAGCUCUGGAGCUUCAGCUGAAGUCACUGGAGGGCAAAGGUCAAGAGGUCAGCAUGGGUUCCCUCAUUGAGUUCAGGGACAUUAACUUCCCUCUGGAUGAGAACAUCAUUAAGACAACCAAGAAGAAAAAAAACAUGGGUCAGGUCAAGAUCUUUGGCACGCCAGACGUGGAUGAGCCCAUCGGUAACACUUGUUGUUCGGGUUGCGGUGCCGUCUUGCACUGCACCGCCCUAAACACACCAGGCUACUUGCCCAGUGAAAAGUAUAAAGCACUUUUAGCAGAGGAGCAGUUGAGUAAGGCCAUCUGCCAGCGGUGUUAUCUGCUCAUUCACCAUCAGAAAGCACUGGAUAUCACAAUGUCCAAAGAGGAGUAUAGGAAAGUCGUACAUGGUAUAAAAUCCCAGAAAGCUUUGGUCCUGUUGAUUGUUGACCUUUUGGACAUCCCGGACUCAAUUGUGCCAGACUUGCUGGACUUGGUAGGGGAAAAAAAAGACAUUGUUGUUCUGGGGAAUAAGGUGGACUUAAUACCUGGAGACUCAGACAACUACCUCCAGCGUAUCAGACGCCGUCUCUCUCAGUACUGCACGGAUGCAGGCCUCGGUGAUAAUGUCAAAGAUAUCCACCUGAUCAGUGGCAAAACGGGCUACGGCGUGGAAAAGCUCAUCUCCAGUCUCCAGCGGUCAUGGAAGUACAAGGGUGACGUGUAUCUGGUGGGAGCAGCCAACGUGGGGAAGUCGACACUCUUCAACACGCUACUGGACUCAGACUACUGCAAAUCCAGAGCAGUGGAUUUCAUUAGCAAAGCCACCAUAUCACCAUGGCCCGGCACCACCUUGAACCUGCUGAAGUUCCCCAUCAUCAACCCAACCCCGUACCGCCUGUUCCGCAGACAUGAACGCCUGCAGAAAACCUCCGAACAGACUGAGGAUGACCUCCCUGCAGCGGAGCAGAAGAGACUGCAGCUCUUCAGAAAACAGGGCUACCUAGUGGGUCACAUUGGGAGAACUUUCCGGACUCAGGCUGGAUCCAAAAGUGGUCUGAUAGAGUUUGACCCCGACAGUCUUGCCUAUGGAGACUACGGAGAGGAAGUGAAAGCGAGUCCCGUACCGUCGAAGGAGGAGGAGGUCGGCCUCUCCCACAACGAGGUGAAAGACGCCCACUGGCUGUACGACACCCCCGGCAUCCUGAAGGAAAACGAUGUCCUCAGUGUCCUGGUGGAGAAGGAGGUGAAGUUUGUGGUUCCCACGCAAGCGAUAGUCCCCCGGACGUUUGUGUUGAAGCCCGGCAUGGUUCUGUUUCUGGGCGCCUUAGGAAGGAUCGACCUCCUGCAGGCAGAGAAGUCCUGCUGGUUUUCUGUUAUUGCCUCCAACCGGAUGCCAGUUCACAUCACCACUCUUGAAAAGGCUGACAGCAUUUACCAGAAACACGCCGGACACACCCUGCUGGGGGUACCAAUGGGUGGAGAGGAACGCAUGAAGACUUUUCCACCACUGGUUUCACAAGACUUCCAGCUGGUGGGUCAGGGUUAUAACCAAGCCAUAGCGGACAUCAAAUUUUCCACUGCAGGUUGGGUGGCGGUGACGGGGGUGGAAGGGAACCAGGUGGUUCUGAGAGUUCACGCCCCGGAGGCUACCGGCGUCUCUCUGAGAAGCCCGCCCCUCCUCCCACACAUUGUAAAUCUGAAGGGGGAGCGAAUCAAAAAGUCCAAAGCCUACAAGCCCGUGAAACCCCGCCCGCUGCAGGGGGACAACCCCCUGUCACUCAGCACAGCACAGGGAGCCAAAGCGAAGAAGAAAAAGAAAACGAGCUCGAGUCUGAAGAAAAGUUAAUGUCCACAUGGGGAAUUCCUUCCCAAUGUGCUGGCUACAUCUAUACUGCAUAAAGACGUUGUCCAACAACCUCUGAACUACAGAAUGGCCACAGGUUUGAUGCUGAAGUUGUGUUACUUCUGAUUCGUGGAGCUUACUACAUGCUAAAGACACUCUUACCCAUAAUGCCCCAUUGCCACGUGAUUGGGAAGUAGCUCUGGUGGACCAGCUGUGAAAACAAUAGGGAUGAAUAUCGGUUCCAGGCUGAGCUUCAGGGAUUUAUGAAGACCCGAACAGCUGCAGUGUUGGCUCGUGUGCAUGUCAUCAGCUUUCCACAGUUUAAUUCUUGAAAACAUGUCCAACGGUCAUUUAAAUUUCAAACUAAUUAGAACAUUUUGUCUUUGGCAAGGAAAAUAGUUCACUCUCCCAGACACUUUAGCAGUCUCGUUUUACUUUACACCCCGCCGUGGAUAAAAAGCUGGUUCCCAAGUUAUCAGAGGUUUCGAACGGGCCAAACUGCACGUAGGCACUGAAUUUUCCUAAUUUUUGUAUUCAUAUUUUUUUUGUUUUCAUUUGUUCAUGUGUCCCGGUGCAGCUUGUAUUUGAUGAAAUGAAAAUGGAGUUUUUUGAAGAGCUUUGAGUCAGUUUUUUUUUUGUGACAAAUUCUGGACCUGUAAAAUAAAUAAAUAAAUGGGCAACUGAAUGAUGAACC